AUGUCCUGCAUGCCCAACUCCUCCACAAGACCGAACCCUCAUUUCCACCGAGAUGACAAAAGCCCUUACUCGCAUAUCUGGGAGCUCGUCGGGUAUCUGCCAAGGAGAAAAGAGCUGGUCGAUUAUCGUGUUGAGAGAUUCUUCACUGAGCUCAAUCCGGUCUACGACGCUGUUCACCACGAGACGUUUCAGACGAGCUAUGAUGCCUUUUGGAACCGCAAGUGGGGUGACGAUGAUCUGACAGCUGUGGACUUGCGAUGGCUUGCAGUCCUCUUCAUGAUGCUUGCCUUUGCUGAGUUGCUGGACUGCUCCCCUGACGCGUCCCCCGAAGCACAAAGAAGCUGCGAAGAGACUUCAGUGCAGUUCUUCUGGGGAUCGCGCAAGGCCAUCGUUCUCGCGCCCACAUUGUCAGGUGAGAGUCCUGACCUGGUACGGGCCGGCAUCUUGGUGUCGCGGUACUUGAUGUUCUGGGGACGCAAAACUGAGAGCUGGCUUACAAGCUCCUUUGCCAUCCGUAUGGCACAGGCACAAGGUAUGCAUAUUGAUGGAGAGUCUUGGGGACUCCCACCAAAAGUGCUUGAGACGCGACGACGAUUGUGGUGCACACUCUAUUCGAUGGAUCGGUCAAUAUCACUCGCGACUGGUCGGCCUUACACCAUUAACAGCAAGCACUGCAUGGAGAUGAAGAUACGAAAUGUGUGGAUUGAUGACAACUCACCCGAAGAUGCAGCAGCUGCUGUUGAGAAGCCGAUCGAAGACCCAACACAGAGCAUCUACUAUAGAUUCACUCAGCAGCUUGCGACCAUCUUGGGUGACAUCCACGACGACUUCUUCGGCCUUGUACCAAUGACGGCAUCCUAUCAAACUUAUGAAAAGGUCAUGGCUUUGGACCAGAUCCUCCUGGACUGGGCCGCUGGUCUGCCGCCCUACUUCCGCCUGGACGAUGCUGACACCUCCCUGGAUUCUGAGCGACCUUUCUUACGGUGGCAGAGAAUGUACCUUCACUCAUCGUACCACUUUGCGCGGAUUACACUGCACCGUACUUAUGUCCUCCUGGAAUCGAUUACAGACCGCUUCCAGUAUUCACGUACGGCAUGCAUCUCCUCAGCCUGUGCUGACCUCCGUCAAAAGCUCUCCCUCCGAAACUCGUCCAUGACAGAUAGACUCCUUGCUGGAGCUGCUAUGCACAACCUUUUCAACUCGGCACUCGUCCUCGGCAUCAUUGCCGUCAAGGAACCACACAGCCCUCGCACAAACGCUAUACUGGAAGACCUAGCUGCCUACUGCGAGAAAAUGCGCGCUGACACCUGGGCCAACGAGUUUGUCAUGGCAGAAGUCAAGGUCAUUGAGCUAUGCAUCUAUACAGCGAGAAAGACAAGCGGAGGAGGGUCAGAGCGGUCGCACUCUACACAGCGCCCAGAUCUCGACAAUGCGGCCUGUCAGGAUGGCGAUGUGAGCUAUACUGAUGAGCUUGAUGUCCAUGCCCCCUAUGAGAGUUGGCUGGACAGCUGGCUCGGACCUACACGCACGUUUCCCGAACCGCUAGACUACCAAUUUUGGGAGGAUCUUGUCGGCACAUUGGAGGCAAGAUGA
Messenger RNA from Fusarium keratoplasticum, 1593 nucleotides. RefSeq names its product Fungal-trans domain-containing protein. The record is from RefSeq and is a predicted model, not a curated record. NCBI's taxonomy places the organism in Eukaryota, Fungi, Ascomycota, Sordariomycetes, Hypocreales, Nectriaceae. The transcript has a single exon. Bases 1 to 1593 code for a protein of 530 amino acids. Gene Ontology annotation, biological process: DNA-templated transcription. Gene Ontology annotation, molecular function: zinc ion binding; DNA binding.